GUCCUCGAGCAGGACCUGUGCGACCUCCGGCUCCCGCCGGAGACCUUCGACGGCGUCUUCGCGAACGCGUCCCUCUUCCACGUGCCGCGCGAGCACCUCGCCGAGCUCCUCGCGCGCAUCCGCGCGUGCCUCAAGCCCGGCGGGCGCUUCUUCUGCUCCAACGCCCACGGCUUCGGCGAGGACAAGGAGGGCUGGACCCAGGGCCGGACGCCGUCGACGCGGUCCUGGGUCUGCUGGCUCAGCGAGGCGUCCUGGAACGCCGCGUGCGAGGCCGCGGGCUUCGCGCUCGCGGACUCGUACUACCGCGGCUCGUCGAAGGCGUUCCUCGCGACGGUCUGGGCGAAG
Molecule: messenger RNA, 345 nt
Organism: Aureococcus anophagefferens
Lineage: Eukaryota; Pelagophyceae; Pelagomonadales; Pelagomonadaceae
Exons: 1
Source: RefSeq, a predicted model, not a curated record